AUGGCAUUUGAUCUGGCGGCAAUCGCUCCUCAGCAAAUUCCAUACGCUAAUGAAAUGACCAAAUUCAUCCCUGAGUUGCUAUACCCUACCAUAAAACCCUUUUCACGCUUUGGUCCCUCUCCACCAUCUCUUCUUGACUUCUUGAAGAAAGUUUUAAGAGAAUACACCGAUGGACAAAUAAUGAAGGAAAUAGUACAGAAUGCCGAGGACGCGGGAGCCAAGACAGUUCGCUUUCUUUAUGACUGUCGCGAACAUGGAACGAGUCGUCUUCAUUGGCCUUCUCUCGCCCCAUUCCAAGGCAGGGCUUUGUAUGCUUACAACGACGCCUUGUUCAAGGACAGAGACUGGGAGGGAAUCCAGAGGCCAGCCAGAAGCAACAAGGAAGAUAACCCACUCAAAGUUGGACGAUUCGGCAUCGGAUUCAGCUCAGUCUACCAUCUUACAGAUCUUCCAAGCAUCCUAAGCGGUGACACACUUGCCUUCAUAGAUCCUCAUGAGCGUCACUUUGGAAAGGGUGAAACAGGAACAAAACUGAGUGUGACCGAACAUGCAGACACUUUCAAUUCGCCAGACUUCGUUGAUCAAUUUACACCAUACAACACCAUAUUCCCAGAAAGCACUUACACCAUGAAUUGUGGGGAACCAUACGACGGAACUUUGUUCCGAUUCCCAAUACGGCAAGAAGGAAGCACUCUCUGUGACAAUGAGUAUGAUGACGCUGCCAUGGAACGCCUCCUUGAAUCCUUCAUUGAUGAUGCUGAUGUUGUACUUUUAUUUCUUCGAUCACUGGAGACAAUCGACAUCAGCAGAAGGCUUAAUCGAGGUCAAACCCAAAUCCGAUCAAGAGCAGAGAUAUGCCCCAUAUCUCUUGAGGAUAUGAAAUCAAAGCGAAUAGGGUUCUCCAGAGCAUUAGAAGCGAACGGCAAGAUGGAAAUUAGACAGAGAGCGAGAGCUUCUUUAACCCAUCAGCUCACGUUGACAGUGGAGGUUGCAGAGUCGAAACGUCGAAUGGAUUGGAUCGUGUGUCAGGUUGUUGGAGGAAAAGAGAUGCCAGACAAUUUAAUGAGUAUCGCUGACAAAAACGGAUACCUACCUUGGGUCGGUGUUGCUAUGCCUUACAACUUAUCCCGGAAAAAACGAGAUGGUUUCCGUGGACGAGUGUUCUGUUUCCUCCCUUUACCUCCUGGUGAUGAGAGUUUGACUGGACUUCCGGUUCACAUUCACGGGUUCUUCGGGGUUAACAGUGAUAGAAGAUCAAUCAAGUGGCCUGGUGCUGAUCGGAUUCAAGGAGAUGUUGAUGCGCGAUGGAACUUCCUACUGGUGACGAAACUGAUGCCAGAUGCAUACAUGGAUAUGCUGAUGUUUGCAAUUAGAGAGCAGAAGUUGUCCCCUGAUGAAAUCUACAGAUCUUGGCCCGACCCCGAUAAGGUCAGACCACAGUGGAAACGGCUUCUCAAACCAAUAUUCCAAUUGCUAAUCAAGUUCCCUGUUAUCUAUACAACCGUUGAUAACGAAACAGGUCUAUGGGUUAAGAUUGAGGAUGCUGUCUUCAACUUUAUGACAGGUGAGGACAAAAAUACCGAACGAAUCUUGUUGAAUGUCCUCAAGGCUGCCAAGAUCCCUGUUGCUGAGGUACCAGAACACAUCAAGAAAGUCAUCAAAAGUAAAGAAUACGCCAACUUCAAUGCCAAAGUGAUUUCACCCGAGAUUAUCAUCGAUUGUAUUCAUAAGAGCCAGCAUGGAGUCUUGGAGACCCUGAGUAGUGAUGACAAAAUGUCGCUAUUGGAGUACAUCAUGAUGAAGACUAAGACCCCUCGACUUAUUGGUCUAAGGCUCCUUCCGUUGGCAAACGGUGAUUUCGCCCAAUUUUCAACUAGAUCAGCAUCAACUCCCUCUGUCUUCAUACCCACGAGAGAACUUGACAAGAGCCUUUGCUACAACAUGGGUAACAGGCUUAUCCUGCCUAACAUCAACGAGAACUUGCAUAAACUCCUACAAAAAGCUGCCGGGCAUGGAUCCGUCCAAUUGCAAAUGAUGUCAGAUAAAAACCUAGCUCGACUGAUUCGGGACACCCUGCCAAAAGAAUGGUUCUCGUCAAACCGAAGUAGCACUAUACUCUGGCAUCCUGGCAAAGGAAACCAACCUCCACGAGAAUGGCUGCAUGGGAUCUGGAAUUUUCUGAAUACAAUUCAACGUAAGUCAAUUGGUAUAUAUGAAGGACUUCCAUUGAUACAGGUUGAAGAGAAGCAGUCAGGCGAAGUUGUCCUUGCUUUCCUUAAACGGAACGCAACUAAUAUCUGCCAGAACUAUGGUUCAGAUAAACUUGAUCGGAAUGAGAAUUUGGUUCUUACCAAAAUUGGCCUUGUCGUCUGUUCUUGUCCUUCAUUCAUAGAUACUGCUCGACUUAUAGGGGAGGGUUACCUCAGAAGUCCAACAAGAAAGGGUGUAAUUGGUGCGUUGACAGCCGUACAAAAUGGGAAAUCACUACAAAAGACUGUCGAGAAUCUUCCAAAGGAAGAAAGACGGUUACUAGUAAGGUUGUGCACCAACUGUUCUCUCACUGAUGCAGAGAGAAAUUUUCUUGCUCACAUACCCUUCUUCGACACAAUACCAAGAAGCCCAUCGAUCAGAAGUAAAGUUAUGUCUGCAGGUGAUGAACGUGUUUUCUUUUGCAGAAUGUCUUCAGAUCAACUGCCGAACUUUCAUCUUCCAGAUUAUGACUUGAUUUGUUGCCUUGACAAUGCAAUCCUGAAUUUCAUUUCCAAUCUAGGAAUGAAAGAAAAAGAAAGGAAGGAUUGGUUGAAAGACAUUGUAAAUUCUAUUUGCAAUGGUAGUCAAGACAGGGCAGCUCUCCAGGAAGUAGGGCUAUGGAUAUUGCAUGAUUUGAAAGCUAUCAAAAGAGAUAUUGGCAGUCACCUGUUGAAGCUGAAGUCGUGUGACUUUAUUCUUACCCGUGCAAAUGGGCUCAAAUCACCCGAAUGUUUAUUUGAUCCAGAAGACCGGCAUGUAUCUGCACUAUUUGGCAAUGUAUUCUUUCCAUCUGGAAGGUAUGUGAACGAAGGCCUCUUGGGAUCAUUACGGGAGCUUGGUCUUCGUCAUAAAAGUAGUGUCACAGCAACUGAAUUAGGCAAGUUGGCUGAAGAAAUAACUAAGGAGAGCAAUGCUAAUAAGGCAGGCAUCUUGAUGUCUCUCUUGGGAGAAUAUCCUGACAAGCUUAAAGAACCCAUUGCCAGUGAGAGUGGCCUGACACUGCAGCAGUUCUUGGCUGACAAAAAAUGCAUCCCAUGUCUUCAAGAGAGCCCAGACUUCUAUCCUCAAGACAUUCCAUGGCACAAGUCUAAGGGAGAGAAAAUGAUCAGUCCGGGCGAAACAGUUAUGUCUACCAAAGUUAACAUUCUCGCCUCUGGUGCAACCACACCAUUUUCGAAAGAAGGAAUUCCAAAAACCCUACUACGUAGUCUAGGAGUGAAACAGCAUGCUAACAUCACAUCAAUCAUUCAACAAAUAGCCGCUGUUUCAAAGUCUCUUGGAGGAGUCGAAGCUUCUGAUAAAUCAACGAAACUGGAUAAAAUGGUUCAUGCUAUUUACACCUUGCUGUCAGGUACGGAUAGGAAUGAGCAAGUGAUACCCCGACUGACAUCAUCCUUACCUGCAUGCAUUUGGACUGGCACACACUUUGUGGAUAUUCAUCGGGCAGUAUUAUCGAGCGAUGUGGACGAUUUCCAUCCCUACAUUUAUUCAAUACCAAAAGAGUUCAGGGAAAAAUAUCAAACUUUGUUCCUAACACUGGGGGUCCAGAGGAGCAUAUCCCUUCAGCAGAUUCAUGACACCAUCAUGCAGAUACACAAGCUCGAGCCUAAACUUGGUUCUGUGACAGAACGGAUGAAUUUCUGCAUAGAAAACAAGCGUGUUGUGCUAAAGGCGCUCAGACUCCUCCAUAAAAUCUGCGAAGGUAACCGUUGUAGAUAUCCACCAAAUACCUUGGUACCAACGAGUAACGAAAACUCUUUAGAAUUAGUUAAGCCUGGCGAUUGUGUUUAUGAAGAUGGCAGCAGUCGCGGAGAUUCUGACGAAGUUCAGGAUAAGCUGAAGGAAGAUAAAACUUUCAUCGUCGAUGGGUCAUUGCCUAUAGCCAUAAUUCGAUCUUUGGGGAUUCCACCCCUUAGUCGAAAGAUUCUUGCACCUGAGGAUUUGAUAGGUAUAGAACAAGCAGGCCAGUAUGAACCACUCACCACAAGACUGAAGAAUAUAAUUAAGGAUGGCUAUCUGGAGAGUUCAAUACCAAAAGAAAUGAUUCAAAAUGCUGAAGACGCAGGGGCAUCUAAGGUACAUUUCAUGUUAGACCUUCGGGAAAAUUCUGAAGUACGUUCAAGUUUGUUUGACAAAGGUAUGACUGAUUGUCAAGGGCCAGCACUGUGGGUAUUCAAUGAUGCAUGUUUCUCACCCGACGACUUUCAGAACAUCACUAAGCUUGGUGGUGCGACUAAGGAACUUGACACAUCCAAGAUCGGGCGCUUUGGGCUUGGUUUCAACUCCGUUUAUCAUUUAACAGAUGUUCCCAGCUUCCUGAGUAGAGAAUACUUGCAGAUUUUCGAUCCACAUACAGUACAUCUUGGUUCCAUGCUACGAAGCAAAGAAAGCCCGGGGAUCAGGAUAAAGCUACAAGGAAACAACGCAAUAUCUAUGUAUAGAGACCAGUUUGCACCAUAUGAAGGUGUUUUCAAUUGUUGUCUGCAAGUGAGUGGUGGUAAUGUAUAUUAUGAUGGUACACUUUUCCGGUUGCCUCUUCGAUCAAGACAUGCAGCACUGAAUAGUGAGAUCUCUGAUCAACAUUACGAUGAACAUAAAUGUAAAUCACUACUCGUGGAUCUUUGGCGUUCUUCAGAAGAUUUAUUGGUGUUUACUAAUAGCGUCCGUGAAGUCAAAACAUUUGUGCUUCUUUCCAAUGCAAAGCAGCCAUCUGAAUCAAGUCCACUCUUCGAAAUUGCGAAAGAACAUGUUGCUGGUCGAAAUAUAAUAGCAGAAUUCAUGCAGAGUAAAGGGGAUGCAAGAAAACAGAAACAGAUCAAACCUUUGAUCAAAGAAGAGUGUGUUGUGCGAAGCUUAACUCCGUUUGGAAAGCAAUAUCUCAAGAUUCACGAAGAACCAAGAAAGCGUGAGCUGAUGUCAGUCACAAGCGUCGGAACAACAUCAGCACACAAGAUGUGGCAAACAUCACAAGGGCAGAAAACAGGACUGGCACCUGUAGGUGGUGUGGCAGUGAAGUUACCUCUCUCUGAUGAGCAAGACAGUAAACUCUACAAUGGCUUGCCACUCGCAGUUCUACAUAGCCACCUUCCUUGCCAUUGUAAUGGAUUCUUUGCCAUUUCAGCAGACCGUCGGAAUUUAUGGAAGCCCGCAGCCGACUCAGAUUCCAACUACUUUAUGAAAUGGAAUGAAGCUGUCUUUGAAGAUGUCAUAUUAACAGCCUACAUGAUUCUGUUGACUAAUGAUAGGUUUCGCUGUCACGUCACAAAAAUGCCGUCAAAUCUACGCAUUUCAGGAGUGAAUAGUUCACCAACUAACUUCUACACGCUGUGGCCGAAGGACAGAAAUAUUUCCAAGGGCAGUGAUUGCUAUGCUAUGGUUAAGGGGUUCUACAAAAGAUUGGUUGUCUCUGAUUCACCUGGCCCAAAUAUAUUUUGGGAAGGAGAAAAGACGUGGGCAUUCAAGGAGGCUAUGUUUGUUGAUACAGUACUUUAUGAAAUCCCGCACAUUGCUGUAGCAGUAAAGACGGUUUUUCAAAUGCAACACACGAAGCGAAGUGUUACAGAGAUGCCAUCGGAGAUACGCCUAAACCUAGAAAGGAUGGGAUUCGGGGAACAGCUGAGGAAACAAACCUGUACCGAGCGCGAUUUCUUCCUGAAGCACUUUCUUCCCAAGCUUUCCAUAUUUCCAUCCGAGGUUCGAGAACCCCUUAUCCACUACUGUUUGCAGAACACUGACUUGCGAAAGACUCUGAAAACAAUCCCAUGCAUCCCUACUUCUCCAGACGGUAAGAUCUUAAAGAAGCCUGAAGAAUUGAUACAUCCUCAUGGAAAGGCAGGCAACCUUUUUACGAGCGACGACGGACGGUUUCCCCAUGGUUCCUUUGCAAAUUGGGAUUGUUUGCAUAUUCUGGUGCAUUUAGGAAUGGUACAAGAUGAUAUAUCUGGCAUGGACUUCAUCAAAUGUGCACGGAAAUUAUCGGGGGAACCUAUUCCCCAUGAGUAUGAUCGCAUACUAGUUGACUACCUUACCUACAGAUUGAAGUCACGGGAGUGUUCAUGGGCAAAGGACCAAUCACUUCAGAACCAAAUGAGUAAGGUUGCUUUCCUUCCUGUCACCUACAUGAAUUCCUCGAUGAGAAAAGCAUCAUGCGAUACCAUAUUUGUGCCCGAAAGACUGGCAUUGGUCAGCGACGUAUACCCGGUUCUAGACGAAAGCAACAUCUGGUUUCCAUUUCAGGUUAAGAGAUUUCUUGGUAUUGUUCAUGAUCCAAAAGUGGGUGUCGUACUCCAACAACUCAACUCCAUCAUCUGUAGACCUGAAAUUUGUGGAAACCUUCCACGUGUUUGUCAAGAAAUCUAUGAAUACCUCGAUGCACGACUAAAAAGGGAAGAAAACAUACCCGAGAUUCGACAAUUCUUUCAAACAAAAGAGUGUCUGUUGGUUCACAAAACGUUCAGGAGUUGCGAUCAACUGGCACUUGACUUUGAGGAAGAGUCGGUUGGAUCUUACCUCUUUCGGUUACCCAGGAAUUUGCUUAGCUUCAAAACCCUUCUAACAAACGCUGGCAUAAGAAUCCGAUUUUCAACAAAUGACUUUGUGUCUACUCUAAAGCAUAUCAAUGACACAACUUCUGGAAAGCUAGAUCAUAAUGCAUUCGAAGAAGUUAUGAAACUAAUAAAAUGCUUGGUAAAUGCUGCAUCGACUUACCCCAAGGAAAUGCAAGAGGUUUCUCCGAAUGAUAUUUAUGUUCCAGAUACCAACGGCUACCUCCGAACUGCUGAUGAACUCUCUUUCUGUGACGUAGACUGGAUUUCAGUGCCAGAUGGUGUGAUCAAAGCUCACGGUGAUAUCCCCCUACCUUGGGCGAGGAAACUUGGAGUGAGAGAUAUUCGACAACACAUCCUUGAAAGCUAUUCUGUGCCUGUGCCUGGUCUUAACAAAAUUCGAUCAGAGAAUCUAUUGCAAUUUGGGCAACGAGAACCCCUGACAGAGAGAAUAAAGAACAUCCUCAAAGGAUACCCCUGCGAUGAUACAAUACUCAAAGAACUUGUGCAGAAUGCAGAUGAUUCAUGUGCUACUGAAGUGCACUUAGUUCUUGAUCUCCGUACCCAUCCUAAAGACCGACUCUUUAAAGAUGAAAUGUCUCAUCUGCAAGGUCCUGCCCUCUGUGUAUACAACAAUAAGGCAUUUACUGAUGCUGACAUCGAGGGGAUUCAGCGACUAGGAGUUGGUAGCAAAAGAGAAUUAUCCUCAAAAGUUGGAAGAUUUGGUGUAGGUUUCAAUGCGGUCUAUCAUCUAACAGACUGUCCAAGCUUUUACACAAACGGCGAUACGCUGGGAAUGUUUGAUCCAAAUGUCACAUAUGUACCUAAUGCUACCCAAGAGUAUCCAGGCUUCAUGGUAAACCCAACUAGUGAACUGACCGACGACUUUCCAAACGUUUUCAACUGUUAUCUACCUGAAUUCUUUGACGUAAAGGAUUCAACCAUGUUUCGAUUGCCACUGAGAACGGAAUGCAUGGCAGGUGUAUCGAAAAUCUCUUCUAAGGUCCAUGAACCCGAUAGUAUAAAGCCACUGAUCCAGAAAUUCAAGGAAGGUUUACCAGAAUUGCUACUUUUCCUGAGCCAUGUUAAAAAGGUCAGCAUAUCCACUAUUGAUGAAAGCGGAAAUAUGAUUGGAACGUCUAGUGUUCAUGUAAGCAUAUCGGAAUCUGAACAACAUGAAUUAGAAACAUUUCUUACGACAAUAUCCUCUGAAGAAAUUGAUCCAGUGACUGGAGCCGCAAAGUCUCUUAGAGACAUUCCAGUGACGAAAGUGCAUUAUGAUAUCAGAGUGACUGUAACAGAACAGCGAGCCAAAGACGUGAAAACCCAAACGGAGGACUGGUUAAUUUGUCAACAACAUGGCUUUGAAAAUACAAAUGACGUCCCAGAUACUCUGUUAGAGGCAUACAACAGCGGAUAUCUCCAUGUCUUGCCAUUGGGUGGAGUUGCUGUGCCAUUGGGCAACCAACAGGCUCCAGCGAAAGCAUAUAGCUUCCUCCCCCUUCCCAUAGAAACUGGUCUCCCAGUCCACGUCAAUGGAUCUAUUGAGUUAGAUGAACGUAGACGAGACAUUUGGAGAGCAUGCGACGACACCAGAGCACAGUGGAAUCGUCAGCUCAUGAAGAAAAUCGUGUCACCUGCAUAUGUCAAGGCGCUUUGCAGUCUUCAGGCUAAAAUCAUGGAUCGCAUUGAAGAAGUAAAGGAUACCUUAGAUAUGCAAUACAUCGUAUCGUCGUAUAACGCGAUUCUACCUACAGUAGCUGAAAAUAGGUUCUGGGAAGAAGUUAUUACACACGUUUAUAGGAUAAUUGCUGAUUGUGCCCAACCAAUGUUUCCCUCGAUAAUGCGAAGUUUAUCUGACAAAAGAGAAGGAGAAUGCAUCAUUGGAGUCAAUGAAGUUGAUACUUUAGAAUGGAGGAACCCUCUUUCAGAAUCUCAGAAACCAGGAUACUUUGAUUCUCCAAUCUCAAGAAAUCCGAUCUUUAGAUCGAUUGUAACAGAUCUUGGAUUUCCUCUAAUUGAAUGCCCUUGUGCAGUACAGGCAAUGUAUUCAGAUAGCUUGGAUGAGUACAGAAGAGGGGAUGUCCUUGAGGUCACGCCUGCUAGUUUGAUCAAUCAUCUCUCAAGUAAUGCAGUAGAAGACGUAGGGCUGAGUCCAAUACAAUUACCGAAACCAAUUUCCGACACAGUGAUACAAGACACAUGUACAUUGCAAGCCAUUCUGGAGUAUUGUUCACAAUAUGACGACUUCAAAGACAAUACUGAGGCCCUCCCUCUUCUAUUAACAUCAGAUGGAUUUCUAAGAACCUUCGCAAUGGAAAGACCUGUAUACAGUACCGAGUUUGACUACCUCUUUUCAUCCAGCAGUAGCAAUUUCCUGGAUAAGUCGAUAAGGAAUUACUUCAGUGAAGAUUUCGAUGUUAUCUCUCAUUUCGACAUAUCAAGUAUUGCUGAUUUCUUGAGGAAUGAGUUAUGUCCUACAAAAUUCAAUUGUAACCAAUAUAUUCAGUGGGAUAAAUCUGAACCGACACAAGAAUGGAUCAGCGGGCUAUGGGAAUGUAUCGCUGCAUGCACAAGUCCUGAUGACGCGUUGCAGUGCCUUUCGACAUGGAACAUUGUGCCUUGCCGCAAGGAGGAAGCUACAGGCGUCGUUUACCACCUAGUUCCACUGUCAAAAGCUACCUCUGUGGUGAAUAAGCUAAGUGGCAUGUCUAACAUGCUUGCUGCUUUAAGUUCUUUGGGAGUUUCUGAGGUUGAUCAUUUUAAUAACCAUCCAGAAGCAAAACAACUCAUAACCAAGUUGGUUGCCCACGAAGAUAAACCAGAUACGAUUGUUGCAGUGCUUGACCACGUCAUUCAGACAAAUCCGAGUCAGUUCGAUCAAUUGACAUCCGAUCAACGCGACCACAUCUUGCAGUACAUAACGACACACAUGCCAGAGAGAUUGAUGGAAAAUGGUGACAACAGAAAGAUCAUCAAAGGUCUACCAUGCUAUAAACAAUUAGACGGGGCUUACAUUUCACUAUCACAAUCACCAAUCGUAUAUGUGAUAAAGGGAAAUCUAUCCUGUGAAGAGAUGAUGAGUGGAUGGCGGAAUACAAUGCCACUUUCCUACGUGAAGACUACGGUUUGAAAGAACUAUUCAAGGCAGUAGGGUGUAUUUUUGUAUCUGAAUGUGAGGCCCUCUUCAAGUUCAUCUUCCCAAAAUUCGACCUGUUGUCGUCA
This is a messenger RNA of Lytechinus variegatus (green sea urchin), 10019 nucleotides long. RefSeq names its product sacsin-like. The record is from RefSeq and is a predicted model, not a curated record. Lineage: Eukaryota; Metazoa; Echinodermata; Echinoidea; Temnopleuroida; Toxopneustidae.